Messenger RNA from Colletotrichum fioriniae, 1758 nucleotides. The record is from RefSeq and is a predicted model, not a curated record. NCBI's taxonomy places the organism in Eukaryota, Fungi, Ascomycota, Sordariomycetes, Glomerellales, Glomerellaceae.
AUGGUUUCUGAAUCCACUUUUCUUUCCCUCCCCCGUGAGGUGAGAGACGAAAUUUACGGCCACUACGUCAGAACAGACUGCGGAUACGUAUGUAACUCGGAGACCUUAAUCGCAAGAACGCUAAACAUCAACAGCUCUGGCAGCACUGACGGCAACCUCGGUAUCAUUGCGGGCGUACUUGAAAGAGCCGACGGUCAUCCUAUUGAUCUCGGGCUGUCGCUCACCUGCAAGCUUGUGGCCGACGAGAUGAGAGGAGUUGCUCUGCGCAAGAACACAAUUACAUUUUCAACUGCUACCUCCGAAGAGCUGCGUAUCGUUGCUCUCCAAUUCGAUAUCUUGAUAAAAGCUGUCGACUCGAGCCAAGAGUAUCUUUUCCAUCGAGCAGGAUACACUAUACCACAGAUUGCCCGCGAUCGACUGAAACUGGCCUACCCACAACUGGCUCCUCUGCUUGAAGAUUUAAAAGAAGAGUAUGAGCUGGCUGAUACUUUGAAACGCCGUGGACCCUUCGGCGAGGCACCGUCACGAUACCGGGCAUUCUGCAAAGAGGCAUUGGCAGCCUCAUCUAUCCCCGAUGUCCCUGAAGUUUCCGAGAGGCACUAUACUUGGGCGGAUCCCACGAGAACGGGCCUCGACAGCGAGCCACACGAUGCCCUUCGAGUCGCCAAAUGCUCCGUCCACCACUGGGCCAUCCCCUCCGAAGAAGUAUUAAACGACUUGGCAAGCGGUCUGGACAUUGACACCAACGCUCGGCUCGCUGGCGCAAUGACGACAAAGGAUCGUUCGAACUAUCGCUUUUCUGCCGCGGCAGCGGCAGUCUGUUUCCUGCAAUCGAUGCCUGAGGGAAUGCAAGGACAUCUGCGACGGAUCAUCCUCGACGAGGACCGCGAGGCAGUGGCCAAACCACAGUGUCACGCGCUCGGCCUGAUUUCCUUCUGCAAGCAGAACCCCGGCCUCCGGAUCGAGCGCCGGGUUAAUUUGUGGCGGAACGCCUUACUGGCAGACUCGAACUUCAACACCCCGUAUACCCGCCAUCAGGCCAAAUUCCGAACCAUGACCCGACGCGAACCAGUACCGUGGGGCGUAGAGGACAAGCAGGUCACCGCCAACGUCUCGCAGUGGGUCAUGGAAGCACUCGCCCUCGCCUCUGCGGGGAUGCCGCCUGCAUCUUUUGCUCUAGUUCUUGACGGCCAGCCGGCGCCCCAGCUGUGCACGGAGAUAUUCCAGACGACGAUCCAGCGAGACGUCGCGUGGCAGGCGGCCUGGCUUGCAUCGGUGGACCAGGGAAUCGUCCCGCCGACGGAGUGGUUCCUCACCCGGUUGGUCGUGUUCAACAAGCUACGAGUCGCCCGCAGAACCGGGUACUUUUACCGGGGAUUUCCUCGCGCCAUGAGAGAUAUCGUCCAAGGGACAUCAAUCGUGAGGUGCAAUUUUGACCCGGGCGAGCUGUGGAACGUCGACCGGAUUGUGCAAGAUCACCGGGCUUGGACCCCACAGCAGUGGCAAGAGGCGUGGGCCGACCACGAGCCAAAGACGUGGUUUCCCGUGGCGCCGCUCCCGUACUUCAAAGCACUGCUCGAGGAGGAUUUGGUGCCGCGAUGUGGCAAGAAAGAGAAGUUGUCGAGGUCGCGGCGAUCGAGAGGGACUGCCCACGAGGGUGGUCACGUCGCACCCGCGCCUCGUCAACAAGGCGCAGGUAACGGAGAAAACCUGAUUCUCAGGUGGUGGGUGCACCGAAACCAUGCGUUGAAGUCAUAA